Messenger RNA from Stylophora pistillata, 772 nucleotides. RefSeq lists its product as uncharacterized. The record is from RefSeq and is a predicted model, not a curated record. Lineage: Eukaryota; Metazoa; Cnidaria; Anthozoa; Scleractinia; Pocilloporidae.
UGUUAUAGAGUCUUUUGACGAUAUUGAUGAUGCUGUAGUCGCCUGGAAUAAUCUUUUUGUUGAUGUUGCAAACCAGCAUGCUCCUUUAAAGAGAAUUAGAACAAAACAUGCGUCUUAACCUUGGAUCACUAAUGAUCUUAAAGAACUGAUGGCUGAAAGAGACUAUGUAUUAAGAGUUGCGAAGAGACAUGGCAAUCAGAAACAGUGGAAUGAGUAUCGUAGAUUGAAAAACUUUACGAACAGAAAGGUAAAAUCAGCGGAGGCAUUGCACUACAAAAAUCUAAUUGAGUCAGCUGAGAAUCCUAAGGACAUGUGGCGCUCGCUUAGCUCCGUGAUUGGUUCCAAGAACCAGUGGGGCUCUCCUUUUCAAGUACAUGACGGGAAACGUUUAGUAUCGGAGCCAAAAAGCGUAGCAACAAAAUUCAACAAGUUUUUCGCUGCCAUUGGCAGCAAAGUUGCUGGUCGAUUGCGCUCUGUGAGUAAGGACGCAUGGAAGAAAUAUGAAACAGUGAAAGAAGCAAACAAGCAGAGUGAUAUCAAAUCCAUCUUGGACUUUCAACGGGUUGAACAGAACACUGUUCAAAGCAUUUUGCAUUCUUUGAAAGUUAAUAAGGCAGCUGGACUUGACAGAAUUCCAUCAAGGCUGCUAAAAGAUGCUGAGGCGGAGCUUGCUCCGUCAAUCACCUAUCUUGUGAAUAGAUCAAUUACCUUCAUGACUUUGUAUCGUUACCAUCUACUGCAAGCCAAGUUUGAAAGGCAAAAUAGCGGUUGA